CAGUAGCAGGUUUUGCUCUACAAUUCGAGCUGUUGUCUGCAUCAGGCAUGGAUUGCAGUACUUCAAAGGAAAUGAAUAAGCAACCAGCCAACAGCCUGGAGGCAGCAGUGCCAGGCCACCGAGACAGCCCCCGUGCACCCAGGACCAGCCCUGAACAGGACCUGCCUGCUGUGGCCGCUGCCACCGUGUCUACAGCCGCGGCGCCACGUGUGCCCAGGUCGGCUUCCACUGGCGCCCAAACUUUCCAGUCCGCAGAUGCGAGAGCCUGCGAGGCACAGCAGCCGGGUGUAGGCUUUUGUAAACUCAGCAGCUCCAGGGCACAGGCGACCUCCGGGGCCCUCCCGGACUUAAGCGAAGGGCACAGCGCACAGGCCAACCCCCCUUCCGGGGCCGCUGGGGCCGGCAACGCGCUGCACUGCAAGAUCCCAGCUCUGCGUGGCCCGGAGGAAGACGUGAAUGUGAGUGUGGGCAAGGGCACGCUGGAGCACAACAAUACACCAGCUGUGGGCUGGGUGAACAUGAGCCAGAGCACAGUGGUGUUAGGUACCGAUGGCAUCGCGUCGGUGCUUCCAGGCAACGUGGCUACCACUGCCAUACCGGAGGACGAGCAAGGGGAUGAGAAUAAGGCCCGAGGGAACUGGUCCAGCAAACUGGACUUCAUCCUGUCCAUGGUGGGGUACGCAGUGGGGCUGGGCAAUGUUUGGAGGUUUCCCUACCUGGCCUUCCAGAACGGGGGAGGUGCUUUCCUCAUCCCUUACCUGAUGAUGCUAGCGCUGGCUGGCUUGCCCAUCUUCUUCCUAGAGGUAUCACUGGGCCAGUUUGCCAGCCAAGGGCCUGUGUCAGUGUGGAAGGCCAUUCCAGCUCUACAGGGCUGUGGCAUUGCGAUGCUCAUCAUCUCCGUCCUCAUAGCCAUAUACUACAACGUGAUCAUUUGCUACACACUCUUCUACCUGUUCGCCUCCUUUGUAUCUGUGCUGCCCUGGGGCUCCUGCAACAACCCAUGGAACACGCCAGAAUGCAAAGACAAAACCAGACUUUUACUAGAUUCCUGUGUUAUCAGUGACCAUCCCAAAAUACAGAUCAAGAACUCAACUUUCUGCAUGACUGCCUAUCCGAACUUGACAAUGAUUAACUUCACCAGCCAGGCCAAUAAGACAUUCGUCAGUGGGAGCGAAGAGUACUUCAAGUACUUUGUGCUGAAGAUUUCCGCAGGGAUUGAAUACCCGGGGGAGAUUAGGUGGCCCUUGGCCUUCUGCCUCUUCCUGGCUUGGGUGAUUGUGUACGCAUCGCUGGCAAAAGGAAUUAAGACGUCAGGAAAAGUGGUAUACUUCACAGCCACGUUCCCGUAUGUCGUGCUGGUCAUCCUUCUCAUUCGAGGCGUCACGCUGCCUGGAGCUGGGGCUGGCAUCUGGUACUUCAUCACACCUAAGUGGGAAAAACUCACGGAUGCCACGGUGUGGAAGGAUGCUGCCACUCAGAUUUUCUUCUCCCUGUCUGCUGCCUGGGGAGGGCUCAUCACUCUUUCUUCUUACAACAAAUUCCACAACAACUGCUACAGGGACACGUUAAUUGUAACCUGCACCAACAGUGCCACUAGCAUCUUUGCUGGGUUCGUCAUCUUCUCUGUCAUCGGCUUCAUGGCCAACGAACGCAAAGUCAACAUUGAGAACGUGGCCGACCAAGGGCCAGGCAUUGCAUUUGUGGUUUACCCAGAAGCCUUAACCAGGCUGCCUCUCUCUCCGUUCUGGGCCAUCAUCUUUUUCCUGAUGCUUCUCACUCUUGGACUUGACACUAUGCCAGGGUUCUUGAGUGAGAGGCUCUGGGGUCUCCCCCGGCCCAUGCACCUUACACACGGCCUCCAUUGUCUCUUUGCAGGCUUGCAGAGGUUCUGUGAAGACAUCGAGAUGAUGAUUGGAUUCCAGCCCAACAUCUUCUGGAAAGUCUGCUGGGCAUUCGUCACCCCGACUAUUUUAACUUUUAUCCUUUGCUUCAGCUUCUACCAGUGGGAGCCCAUGACCUACGGCUCUUACCGCUACCCUAACUGGUCCAUGGUGCUUGGAUGGCUGAUGCUUGCCUGCUCUGUUAUCUGGAUCCCGAUUAUGUUUGUGAUAAAAAUGUAUCUGGCUCCUGGCAGAUUUAUUGAGAGGCUGAAGUUGGUCUGCUCGCCACAGCCAGACUGGGGCCCAUUCUUAGCUCAGCACCGUGGAGAGCGUUACAAGAAUAUGAUCGACCCCUUGGGAACCUCAUCCCUGGGACUCAAACUGCCAGUGAAGGAUUUGGAACUGGGCACCCAGUGCUAGUCCAGUAGUGUGGAUGGUCCUGUAUUACUCCUGGUUUUCCUCUCUGCCUCCCCUUCACACUUUCCCCUGCUUUAUUCCCAAUUCUCUUCUUUCUCCCCACACUUCGCUUCACAGCAGUGCAUGAGAGUGUUCCAUAGAAAAGUAGGACAUAGUGUCUGUCGCAUGCUGUAGUGAGAGUCACACAGACCACUGGAAGCGCUGUCUGGCUGUGUCUGUGAUAUCAGUUUCUGGAAGGAUUGGUCCCCUGAUCGGGUGCUUCAUUCAUCCUGCAGGGGGGUGAUUGACAGGUGAGUGCUGGCAGGUGCAUGGUUUGGCAGUAGAGAAAUUCUGAUGUGUGUUCUCAUUGAUGGAAGGAGUAGGGCAUGAGGGGAAUGCAGACAUUCAGAACUGUGGAUUUGGACUCAUCAACACCAUCCAGCUCAGCUGGGCAAUGCCAUGCUCUCAUUCAAAAGCCGAAAGUUCAGAUCAGGUGCAUUUAGGCAGAUGGCAGUCCUGGAAUUUGUUCUAGAUGCAGACAAGGCUGGUAGGUGGAUUUGGGCACCGCUGGGUGGUUUGGUUUGCAUAGCCAUUUCCUAUAUUUUGACCAAAUAUACCAUGCAUUCAGAUGCUUCAUUUCUCUAUGCUGUGGAUCUGAAGGGACUGUCCAUUCUCUUACCUCAGUCUGUCUGUCCUCCCCCGCCCUCCUCUUCCAUCUUUAUAAUAACCACAUUUGGGAGUUAGUUCUUUGGGUCUUUUCUUCCACCCUCUGCACAAGAAGCCAUGCUUUGAUUUACAUGUCUACUUUUGUACCGCUGUUCUAUUUGCCAUGAUGUCUUUAGCACCAUUGUUCAGUGCCAUGGUAUGCUGUCUCUUUGCUUCCAAAUCUCUUUCUAUAAGCUGUAGAUACCUUGUCUUUCAACCUCUGGGAAAGUGAGACUUACCCUGGUUCUGUAUGUAUAAUAUAUAUGGGACACAAACUCUUAAACGAUAUUUUCUCAAUUUUUACACCUUUUUAAGUAACAGUAAAUGCCAAUUGUGGCCAUAGGGAAAUCAGAGAAAUUAAGAGAUUAGUAGAAAGCAACCAUAUUAUUCCUCACUCCUGUGGUUGUACAUCUUAGGUUAUUGUAUUUCCAGGACUUUCUGAUAGAUACAGCUUAGCUAGAUAGUGAGUAAGCCAAUUAAGACUAUAGCUCUUUAGACUGCAUUUAGCUAGUUCAAUUUCUGGAACUCCCUAUUCACAGUGUUUAUUGUUACUGCCCUCUAGUGAGAAUAAGCCACCCAUCUGCAGAGCCUGGCCAGGCAUACCCUUUAUUACAGUGUCUCCCAAGCAGACAUAUAUGAAAAUCUUAUAAUGUGGUGUGUGCUCAUGCAGUAUGUAUGUACACAUAGCAUGUAGUGGUGUUUUCUGCCCUUAUCAGUAUCUCAGGAAUCACCACAAAGAUGGAGAGUUUACAGUAGCAUAGUCUGGGCUUUAAAUUUUUUCCUCCUACAGUAUUAAUUUCGCAACCUAAAAUCAUUUCCUCAAGGAGAGACUGGUUCAAUCAUUUUCUUAUGAGUUGUCUUCAUAUAACAGGGUCUCAGGCAAAGUUUUCUGUUCAAAUCUUGUAUAUUGAUGUGACAUUUUCAUCCCACACAAUGGCAAUGAUGCCCCAACAACAGAUUUUAACAUAUCCUUUUAAAAAGAUGACUCCACUAUGUAAAGUGUCAGAAAUCACUGUAUUGGACUCUCCCUUUGCUAGGGCAAGUGCUCACACCACCUGCCAGCAAUGAUGGGUACUUGGAUUUCCCAGAGUAGCCGUGACAGGUUUUAGAGAAGGGAUCGUGGUGGGUUUUGAACUCCAGCUUUCAUGUCUUUUUCUAUCAGGGUUUGCCUUCCCUCUUCCAUUUUCUCCUUUCUCCCAAUUUCCCUAAAGUAAGUCUUGCUAGACUGUUACAGAGAUGGAGUCUCAGGCUUCCCUUAUUUUAGGAAGAUAAGCUGUGGGCUCAGCUGUCUCCUAUCUGCUGUCAUUAUGUUUUCCCCAGAAAGCCACACUGAUGAGCAGCCCAUUCCUGCUCCAGUAUUGCAGGGUGGUACCCAGACUUCGGUGAUGUGUGUGUGUGUGUGUGUGUGUGGGAGAGGUCAGUCUGGAAACUACCCGCAGCCCCACCACCAGUUUGCAGGUUAGGAAAAGCACGAAGCUGGUCCUCAGCACACACGGGAUUUGUGUUUGUGUUGGGAUGAAUGGCAUUUGCCUUCCUGUUUUCCUCUGGGCUGGAACUGGGACUGGUGCUGGAUGCCAACCCAAUUUACUAAUUUUUGUCUCUGUGAUUAAAAGAAAGGAGUGGGGGGUAGGCUGUGGGCACUGCCAGAUGUGAACUGAGAGUUGGCUGACUGGAGACCUCAUCAGUUAGGGCGUUUGUAACUGGGGCAGCUACAGCUGUGUCUAGUAGGAUGCGUUUAGGAAAGACCUAGAAGCUGCCCCUGAGUACUUGUCCAUUUUGUUGUUGUUGCUUUGCUUUUUUUUUUUCCUCUCUAAUGUCCUCCUGCUCAGAAGGACAAAGUAAGAAAAGGUUCCAGGCUCACCUGGACACAUUCAUUGCCACGUUCAACUUCAAGGCUCUCCCUGGAAUGGAGGAGUGGUGUCUGAGUAGUUUCCAUUCAUGGUGUAUCUCAGCGUAUGCCUCCUGAGGACUCGGUCAGGAUACCGAGAGCGGAUAUGUAUCCGUCUAGAUGGACUGUUUCCAUGCUACUAAAAUGCACAUUCGAUUGGAAGAAAGAAAUGAAUGAAUAAAUAGGAAAUGAAAGCGCUAUCAUAACUGCCACCUGAGCUUCUCCCUCGACAUUGAAGACUUCUGUUCCCCGUAUGCACUGGUGGGGAGCUUUCCAUCUGUGAGAUGAUGUCAUAUCACCAACCAAUAAACUCAUUCAGAGAAAAACAAGCCAUAUGUGAAAAAUAGUAACCCUGAAUAUCCUUAAAACAAAAUCUACCAUGUAUUUAUUAACUAUUGAUGUUGUGGUUUCUUAUGCAAGCAUUUGUGUAAUUGUCUUGCUAGAAAUUUCUUCUAAUCUCCUUCAGGCUGUGUUUGUUGUGAACAAAUGUGUCCAAUUCUGGUCUUUCGUGGUAGUUGUUUUAUCAGCUCCUGUGUAUUUCUGUUUUUGCAUGAUAUCUGUGGUCAAGGCAAAAUCCUAAUGACCUUGAUGUCUUCGGAACUUUUGCUGAGUUUUUAAUGUGUGAGAGCUGCAAUUGAUGCGUACUUCAGGGAAUGGCACUUUAGAAAGAGUUGUACACAAGGACUUUGGGUGGGUGAGACUCGGAUUUCACGACACUGGCGCAGCACUGAGGGGGGUCAGGGCUUUGUUUUUCUUCUGUUAUGUAUGUGUGCCUCAGCGCUUCUCAGUUCCUUUCUGUCAGCAUGGGCUUCCUAGGCUUUAAAUCGACACUUGACUCUUCAUCUCCUUGGCUGUGGGUCAUUGUCCUCUUCCCAGAGGCUAGCACAGUAACUGUUGCUGGAUGUGCAAUGGCGAGGUCAUCCUGACUGUAAUAUUGGGGUUUGGGUCUGGCACUGGCAUGAGUUAGGGUGUUCUGUAUGGUAGGUUGACAUGCAAGGCAUGGAGGCCAAGACCAGGAAGCCUGUUUCCCCUGUCUCACAGUGUGUGCUAUGCAGAGCUGGCCUGAGGUUUGGGAGUGAGACUUCCUGUCUUUCUCUCAUUUAGCCGUGCUUGCCUAGAAGAACCACUGUGAAAUAUGGUCUUGGCAUAGGUUGCUGUAAACUGCCUGUUGAGAAAGGAUUUCAGAUGGGUGUUCGUUACCCUUGGAAAGCAAGCUGAAGUUUGAUUAGUUCCUGAGGAUGACAUCUCCAGGUAACUGGCUGCCUUACAAGUGUGUUCUAUCACUGGGGUGAUGUGUAGGCCUCAACUGGGAACUGCCGCGUCUCUCAUUUGUCCGUGUUCUUUUGCACUUUAUUAUGGACCUAUCAAGGAGUAGGUUAAUUAUUAAAUUAUGUACUUGGGUAGUGUCUAAAUGCAAGAAUCUCAUGUGGGCACUAUUGUUCAUGAAUAAAGAUGUUUCCUAGUCAGGUCCUUAUAUUUUUUCAUCAACUGUACAUGAAGAAAAUAUGUUACAAAAUGAUGCAUCAUAUAUAUCUAUUGUAUAGAGUGCUUAUUAUAUAUUGUGCAUUAUUCAUUUAAGAAGUCAUUACUCUUGAGGCCCUACCUCAAAUUUUGUAUUUAUGUGUACAAAUGCAAUUUAUGGUAUUAUAUAUUUGCCUAUUACAUACUGUUAUAAAUUAGAGUUUAUCCUAAUAAUGUAUGAGUCCUCGAAAACCCCAAAUAAA
Molecule: messenger RNA, 6593 nt
Organism: Onychomys torridus (southern grasshopper mouse)
Lineage: Eukaryota; Metazoa; Chordata; Mammalia; Rodentia; Cricetidae
Gene: Slc6a5
Product: solute carrier family 6 member 5
Exons: 14
Coding region: 48-2300 (750 amino acids)
Biological process (GO): glycine import across plasma membrane; synaptic transmission, glycinergic; sodium ion transmembrane transport
Cellular component (GO): membrane
Molecular function (GO): glycine:sodium symporter activity
Source: RefSeq, a predicted model, not a curated record